This is a messenger RNA of Folsomia candida, 4223 nucleotides long. Its product is annotated as lachesin-like. Lineage: Eukaryota; Metazoa; Arthropoda; Collembola; Entomobryomorpha; Isotomidae. The transcript has 22 exons. Gene Ontology annotation, cellular component: neuron projection. Bases 1520 to 3058 code for a protein of 512 amino acids. The record is from RefSeq and is a predicted model, not a curated record.
UUCUCCCACUUGGUCCACACAUUUCCCAGCAGCAGCAUCUUCACCUAAAAGAACCCCAUUUGUGCAUAAAGUCGUUAGUUGUGAGAACGUCUCCCUUCCGAACAAGAGGAAAAUCACUCCAUUCUCUUCCUCCUUCUGAGUGAGACGGACAAAAAAAAAGAUUCAUCACGACGGUGUCCAUUUCCGCAAAUUCCUCACACUUUCACCUCCACCACGUUUUCCUUCUCAGCCGAGAAAAUAAUUUCAACUCUCCAUAUGCAAAACUAUUAAUGUGCAAAACAUUAGACGUGGUUGGAUUUUUUGAAAAGGCUGAAAGGCACUGAGUUGGUUUUAACUGUUCAAUUACUCCAAUAAAAACUAUCAUUCUAUUGUGACGCGUGGUAAUACAGAGCUAUUGCUGGACGACAUUCACAUACUUUCCCUCUGGCCGGGAUAAUCUUUAAGGACAACUGGAGAGACACUUCCCUUCAUUAAGGAGCAUCAAGAGUUCAUUGAGGACGACAUAAUUUAAUCCUGAGAGACACCCAGCAAAGAUUGAAGGAUAGAAGGUUAGGAGUGAAAGCAAGAGAACAGCGAACCCACCACGGCUGCUAAAUACCACCCGCGAUCUCACCCUUGGCUCCUUAACCACCACUGCGACUCUUUCUCUGUCAGUGUCACUUCCAAGAGAGGAGAGGAAAAAAAGUGGAAAAGUGAGUGAAAGGAGGGUUAAUUCAAUUGGUGCAACCUCUUCUUCCCCUCCAUCUCAAUCAGGACGAGAAAGAGAUCACUGCGUAUCAUGAGAUGGACAUUUUGGACGGAUUUUCCUCCUUCAGCAAGAAAAUAACAGCAAUCACUUGUUGACUUGAGAACGACAGUCAGAAUCCAUCCAUCCACGCACUAAGUCAACGUCAACUUCAAAUUCAGUCGACUCGUGGUGGAUAUAACUUAGUUUCUGUACAAUUACACUGCGAGAUGAUGAUAAUCCAUUUAAAUUAUGUCAAAUAAUACGAACAAGGGUGUGAGCAUCUUAACUCAAUUUGCAGCAUCUUUCACGAGGAAAUUACGACAAGGUUAGUCAAAGUGUCAACAUGCCCCAACUUGCUAACACUAGUAAAAGCCUGUUACAACAAGCAGUAGAUGAGUAGCAAUGAGACGGUCGACAGACACAAUUUGCUGAAGAAAGCUGAACUAAAAAUCCCGAAUUUCUGCAACUGGUCUACAUUUCGAGGGAGACAGUGAAGCCAAGGGAGACCAAACUACCGGACGUAGACAAGGACAAGACCUCGACAUCUCACCCGUACAAUCUCCUCUCUCCCCAUUCUUCCCACUACAGACGGAUGACAAAGGCCAUUUCAACAACAAAAAAUUGGAAAAAGUGUAGAGAACACCGAGAUUCUUAAAUUUCUGGCUGUUGGGAGUCGAAAAAGAGCGUACCACAAAUCUUACUACUCGUAUGACAUGAACAAGAAGAAGAUGGUCAUGAUGUGCUUGGUGGCACAAUUUAACUUAACAAGUUAAAUUGGAAGAAGCAGUGAAAAUGUCCAAUUUCCUCAUCUUCACUUUUCUGGGCCUCUUGGCCAUCGGACGCCAUCCAUCAGAUGGUGGUCAAGUUGCAUCAGAGUUUCAGCCAGAAUUUGCUGAGCCGUUGGAGAACUUAACCAUCGCAAUUGGACGAGAUGCCACUUUCCUGUGCAGCGUUCGAGGUCUUGGAGGAUAUCGGGUUGGGUGGGUUCGUGCGGAUACCAAAGCAAUCCAGGCCAUACAUAACCAUGUAAUAACCCAUAAUCCACGCGUCUCUGUUUCGCAUUCGGAUCACACCAUGUGGCACUUGCACAUAAAAGGUGUCAAGGAAGAAGAUCGCGGUUCAUAUAUGUGUCAAAUAAACACGGAUCCAAUGACUUAUCAAAUUGCCUUCUUGGAAGUGGUCAUCCCCCCAGACUUCAUUCCUGAGGAAACCAGUUCUGACCUGAUGGCACCUGAAGGAAGUACGGUCAAACUAAUCUGCAAUUCCCGUGGUCAUCCGCAACCCACGAUAACAUUUCGAAGGGAAGGGGGACAAAAUAUCACUCUCAAGAGUAACUCCGGAUCAAAAAGCCAGGUGUCCGUAUUUGAGGGCAAUGUGCUUAGACUGGUGAAGAUCUCCAGAGCUGAUAUGGGUCCCUAUUUGUGCAUAGCAUCAAACGGAGUACCACCGUCGAUCUCCAAGAGGAUAACGGUCUCAGUUCACUUUCAUCCGGUCAUACAAGUUCCUAAUCAGUUGAUUGGUUCACCAAUCAACACUGAUGUUCAACUGGAAUGCAACGUGGAGGCGUUUCCGAAGAGUAUUCAUUUCUGGACGAAGGACAAUGCAGGGGCGAUGAUAAUUUCUGGAGACCGAUACGAUGUACAAGACAUAGUCAAGUCAAUGUUCGAAGUGAAGAUGGUCCUCACCAUCAGAAAGUUUAGAAAAGUGGAUGCUGGUUUCUACAAAUGUACCGCAAAAAAUUCUCUCGGAGACGUGGAAUCAGUUGUGAAAGUGCUGGCCGUGAAUUCUGAAGCCGAAGCUUCGUCAAAGUCUAAGAACGAGCUGCCCCUGCUCUCGUAUGAUGACGACUACUACGACACCCCCGACGUUGCAAACCCAGUAGGAAGCUCCAACUCUCGAACAUCAGGUUCUGAUGGCAACAAGGAUGGGAAAAAUCAUCGACAAGACCAUCAAACAAGAAUUAGCAACAACUUCACACCGGGUGGCAACGGAGCUGGUGGUGCUGGCGGUGGUGGAAGUGGGGAUAACAACAACAAUAGACUUGCCUCGAACUCGAAUAACAAUAUCAAUAAUGGGCGACACAGUCGAAAGUCGUAUUCUAGCAGUAGUGGGAAUAGUAAUAAUAAUCUGGGCAGCGGUAAAAACCGGGAUCGGGAUACUAAUAAUCCUAAUGAUAAUGAUAAUACCCCCUUCCAGAAAACGGUUGUGGUCUCUUUAAGCCCCAACGGACUUCCGGGCAAGGGGACUACCAACCACAAAUACCAACAUGGGAUGCAUAAACUCUUCUUUGCAAUCUCCUUUUUGUGGCAUUUGCAUUUUCUUCUCCUGUAGUGCAUAAUUAGUACUUACGCAAGUUAAGAACACUUGGUUUAACAAACAGGGCAAAUAUAUUUGGGAAGAAUGACACUGAUCUCACACUUGGCAUGGGUAACAGAAUAGCGACAAACUGGACAGACCAUGGCGUACUUCAUAUGAUGCUAAACGCAUGUAAUUGUAUGUAUUCAUGUAUGUAUGAACUGCAUGGUAUACAUUUUCAGCUCCCAAGUUUAAAAAUUACUUCAAUUUAUGUCGGCACUUCGUAUAAUUAACAAAUCUGUACACUUGGAUUUACUUCAAAAUUGUAUGUAUACAUGCGAUGCACAGUGCGCAACCAAGAUAAAACAUUUGGGUUUAAACAAUAAAUGGGCAUAAUCUAAAUAUGAUGAUCCCAAUAAAUGGUUCGCAUUCUAUUUAUUCAUUCUGAGUUUUGAUUAAAUUAAAGCCAAGAUUUAUGGAUGGUUGUCGUGUACGAAAGGUUAGUGUGUAUCAAUAAGAAGUUUCAAGUGUAUGUAUGCAUACGUACAUACAUACGCCCAUAAAUAUAUGCUAUCAGUGUAUUACCUAAGGUACUAAUAUAUUACGAUAUUGAACAAAACAAAACAAAAGUAAGCUAUGGGUUCUAUUCAUGCAUUCAGAUAAUACAUUUACAUAGUACUGGACGAUCAUCCUUGCAGAUGUUGGAUUAAUAUUUAUAAAUGUGACGUUAAGAGUUUUCGUCCUAGUAUUGUGUGUAGUUAUUUUGUAACGUAUAUGUAAGUACAUCAGAUCAGCACAUAUUCAAUUAAUGUACGUCAUACAGUGUCGGCACACCGUCUUUACACCCUUCAAAAACUGUUCGCACACUCGUCGAGAUAAAAAUUUGAAAAUUUGAAGAAAUAUUGUGAUGGACACCGUUACUUCUUUUGAAGGUCAAAAAGGCCAAAGGGCAUGAUUUUUAAAAAAAACUUACUUUUCGACUUCCACAGUGAUCUUUUUUUCUUUGUGGCUUUAUUUUGGAUAGAAUUUUUUUAAAUGGGACACUUUGUGCCGACACUAUGUGUAUACGCAUGUAUAUAUGUUUAUCUUAAGUCAAGAUUCUUAACUGUCCGAAUGCUUGCGUGUAAUAAGGAUAGUUAACCAAAUAACUAAAAAGCUGUAAUCAUGAGAAAAAUCAGAAAUAAAAAUCAUUAUGAAUUUA